UGGAGCAGAAGCGAACAGGACGAGGGGUGACUGGCCCUCCAGGGAACACUGCCCUGGCACCCAUCACCUCUGAGCCCCCCCCUAAACUCUCGGGGGGGGCCAAUUUCAACCCAUGACGCCACAUUUCCUCCGGGUGUCGACGUCUCCAACCUGCUUCCCUCCCUCUUCCCCCCCGCAGGACCGGAGCGACACGGAGGUGGAGAAGAUCAAGAGCACCCUCAUCCUGUGCUACGGGCACGUGGCCGUGGCCGCGCCCCGCGAGCUCCUCCUGCCCCGCGUCGAGGCCGACAUCCUGAGGAACAUCUUCCAGUACUUCCACACCAAGGUUCUGGGGAUAAAAGUAGAGACCAAGGACCUGACGCUGAAGCUGUGCCUGAUCCGCAGCCUGGCCAUGCUGUGCCAGGCCGUGGCCCGCGGGAAGGGCCCCCCCGGCUUCGUCCUCGCCCGCAAGGCCGAGCUCGUCGCCCACAUGGUGGAAUUCAUCCGGGCGGAGCCCCUGGAGAGCCUGCGGACGCCGCUGCGCCAGCGGGCCAUGGUCACCUGCACCCACCUGGU
This is a messenger RNA of Lepidothrix coronata (blue-crowned manakin), 555 nucleotides long. Its product is annotated as maestro heat-like repeat-containing protein family member 1. The transcript has 4 exons. The record is from RefSeq and is a predicted model, not a curated record. The annotation marks the transcript as partial. Lineage: Eukaryota; Metazoa; Chordata; Aves; Passeriformes; Pipridae. Gene Ontology annotation, cellular component: cytoplasm.